CCGUUGGGUUUGUACCCAAAAGAUAUCUAUCUCGGAACCCCAUCAUCAUAUGAAAGUAGCGGGAAACAAAACCAAACACAUAGAGAGCACGUUUAGCACGUUGCAAAACAACAUACACACAUAUAUAUACAUUCUGCGCUGCGUUGACUCAUAUUCUCAUUCAUUCCCCUUCUCCGCCGACAACCCCGCAAUGCCUUCGUCAUCUCCCAAUUUCCAUCUUCGCGCUCUCAGAAUUUGGUCCUCCAAGGACUACGCAAUCGCCGCCUUCAUCUUCUUCCUCCUCUUCUCGCUCCUUCUCUUCACUCACUUCGAUCCCAAUCCUUCCCCUUCCCACUCUCACUCUUCCCACCUCGUCCCCCUCACGCUCCUCCGCAACGCCCGCCACACGCCCGCGCUUUGCUUGGACGGCAGCGCUCCCGGCUACCAUUUCCGAAGCGGCUUCGGAUCCGGAUCUCGCAAUUGGCUCAUCCACGUCGAGGGAGGAGGGUGGUGCAAUUCGAUAUCUUCAUGUUCUAAGCGAAAAUUCUCUCAUUUGGGGUCUUCCAAGUAUAUGGAAAAAUUUAUUCCUUUUUCAGGAAUAUUGAGCUCUGACCCCUACCAAAACCCUGAUUUCUUUAACUGGAACAAGGUGAAGAUACGUUAUUGUGAUGGCGCAUCUUUCUCUGGUCACCCGGAGAGUGAGAGAGCAAGUGGGUUGUUCUUCAGAGGCCAGGUCAUAUGGGAUGCUAUUAUGGAUGAACUCUUGUCAAUUGGCUUGUCUACAGCAAAACAGGCUUUGCUUUCAGGAUGCUCUGCUGGAGGGUUGGCAACUCUUAUACACUGUGAUAACUUCCGACAAUUACUUCCAAAGGAGGCAACUGUCAAGUGUCUUGCUGAUGCAGGCUUCUUCCUAGAUGAGAAGGAUAUUAGUGGAAACAGUACAAUGAGAUCUUUCUAUCAUGAUGUUUUCCAGCUUCAGGGUCUUGCAAAAAGUUUUCCCAAAGAUUGCAUUGCUAAAAUGGAACCAUCCAAGUGUCUCUUUCCGUCAGAAAUUGUUAAGAACAUGAAGACUCCACUGUUCCUUGUUCAUCCAGCUUAUGAUUUCUGGCAGAUACGCAAUAUUUUGGUACCUCAAGAAUCAGAUCCCCAAGGUCACUGGCAAAGCUGCAAACUGAACAUUCGCAAUUGUAAUGCUAACAUGAUUGAUAAACUUGACAGUUUCCGUGGCUCUUUGCUGAAGACUCUGAAUGAAUUCCAACAACGAAAGGAGAUUGGAAUGUUUAUAAAUUCCUGUUUUAUCCAUUGCCAGACGGAGAUGGAAAUGACAUGGCACUCACCCAACUCUCCUAAAAUAAACGAUAAGACAAUUGGUGAAUCUGUUGGUGAUUGGUACUUUGACCGAGAAGCGGUUAAGCGUAUUGACUGCCCUUCGCAUUCGUGCAAUCCCACUUGCCGCAAUAUGGAUUUCACCUGAAUAUAAAAUAAAGCUACGGGACCCAUUUUUUGUUGCGAGUUUUAUCCCGGAUCUUCAUUUCUUGAAGUCCAUGAAGGAAUGUAUUUUAUGUCAAUUGAUUUUUGAGUUAGAGUCAGAAUAUGCUGGGGACUUCAUCUUAUUCACCUGUAUGAUGCGGGUUUUACAAUCUACAGACAUUAAGCCAUGCAGCAUGAAGUUCUCCCCUUACCAUGUAAUUCCUCUUCAUCAUUGUUAUAUUUGUAUAAUUUGAGUAUCUUCUCAAGUUUGUAAUUUUUUUUUAUUGAUUUCUUAAUGUAGCUUACUAGAUUUUUGUGAAUUAAAAUAAUGACGUACAUGUUGAGUCAAAAUUUCUGGAAUACCUAAAUUCCAAUUACAGUUUUGAAUGGGAUAGCUCUGAAGAAGUAGAACCCAAAUAUUCAGAAGGGAAAGAUAAAAUUGCUGCCAAUCAAUUAUAAUGGAUCAAUGAAGAUUGUGGAUUAGAUAGA
Molecule: messenger RNA, 1938 nt
Organism: Cajanus cajan (pigeon pea)
Lineage: Eukaryota; Viridiplantae; Streptophyta; Magnoliopsida; Fabales; Fabaceae
Product: pectin acetylesterase 5
Biological process (GO): DNA integration
Molecular function (GO): hydrolase activity; nucleic acid binding
Source: RefSeq, a predicted model, not a curated record